AUGUCUCUUUUGAUGCUUGAUGUCAUUGCGCUUCUUCCGAAGAAGUGGCAGGACUGGAUACUACCACCAUCGAGCAUUCCAACCGUCCAAAACAAUCCAUGCAAGGUUCAACUGAGCCGCAUCUCGCAUGUCUACUUCGAGCACUAUGACUUGGAAGCGUUCGAACGGUUUGCCAAAGAUUUCGGUUUUGUGGAGGCAGAGCGCAAAGAGAAGACGGUCUAUUUCCGCGGAUAUGGUAGGGAUCCGUACAUCUACGUGGCUUCCCAAAGUUCUACUCGGGGAUCACGCUUCAUGGGCGCGGCCUUCGUCGCAAAAGAUGAAGAAAACUUCAACAAAGCCGCCAAAAUACCGGGCGCUACUUGCAAAACAUUAGAUGAUGCCCCCGGUGGCGGGGCGAUGAUCACAUUUGCGCGCUCCAACGGAACACAUUUCCAUAUUGUACACGGCCAGACUGAGCGUGAACUGAAAGAGAAUGAUAUGCCUACGGCAACACACGACUCUCAGGGUCCAUUCAACACACCUUUUGAAAAGCCUCGAAAAGGACAAUUCCAGAGAUACCACGAUGGACCCGCCCUGGUGCACAAGCUUGGGCAUUACGGAUACGUUUGCAAAGAGUUCGAAACGGAGUUGGAAUUCUACACUAGCAACUUCAAUUUCGUUCAUUCCGACAUCCUCAAUCUUCCUCAGUUCCCUCAGGUGGAUGUCAUGACAUUUAUGCACCUUGACUUAGGCGAGAAGUAUUCGGAUCAUCAUUCGUUUUUCCUGCAGCGUGCUUCGCCGAUGGUUCGCGAGACAUAUGUCCACCACACUUCGUUUGAGGUGGCUGAUUUUGAUACACAAUUGAUGGGGCAUCAUUAUCUUGCUAAGAAGGGGUGGAAAUGUGUUUGGGGUGUGGGGAGGCAUAUCCUAGGAAGCCAGAUCUUCGAUUACUGGUAUGAUAGUUCCAAGUUUAAAAUCGAACAUUACGCCGAUGGGGAUGUGGUGAAUCAGAAUAAUUUGACACGCAGAGAACCGGUUGGGCCUUUGUCUGUGUGGGGUCCUGACUUGCCUAGGGAUUUUGGAGACAAUAAAGCUAGCUAA
This is a messenger RNA of Penicillium antarcticum, 1080 nucleotides long. Its product is annotated as 2,4,5-trihydroxytoluene oxygenase. Bases 1 to 1080 code for a protein of 359 amino acids. The transcript has a single exon. Gene Ontology annotation, cellular component: mitochondrion. NCBI's taxonomy places the organism in Eukaryota, Fungi, Ascomycota, Eurotiomycetes, Eurotiales, Aspergillaceae. The record is from RefSeq and is a predicted model, not a curated record. Gene Ontology annotation, molecular function: methylmalonyl-CoA epimerase activity. Gene Ontology annotation, biological process: L-methylmalonyl-CoA metabolic process.